UAGAAGAUUGUUACUUUAACCAAAAUCUAUACCGGGCUUAAAUUUGGCUAUAAUUUAGCUUAUGAAUGGCUUAAAAAUGCCUUUUAACUUUUAACCCUUUUAGCUUCCAUAAUUUGGCUAUUGAUUUGCUUUGAGUUAAGUGUAUGUGGUGUAUUUUAUUUUCAAAUUCAGAUGUGAUGGCAUCAAUAGCUUUAGGAAAACGUCUUUUAAAAAAGUAUGGUUUAUGGGAUAAUUUACUAUAUUAUUCUACGACAGCCCCUAAGAUAAAAACCAAUAAAAAUACAUUGUUAAUUAGUUGUAAACAAAAGAAACUUGAUUAUUAUUUAGGCUCUACUUAUAAUAAGUUGGACGAAGUAUCCUUAGCUUCUAAGGGAUGGUUGCACAGUAAAUCUAAGGGUGAUUAUUUUACAAUUAUUCCGAUUUCUAAACAAGAAGACGAAGGAGAAGGAUGUUUAUUCUCAAACUUAGGAAUAAAUAAAUUAAUAAUUGACGCUUUGAAAAAUAUUAAAAUAAAGGAAGCUACUAGCUUUCAAACAAAAGCUAUUACAACUGUACAAAGAGGUGUUCAUACAUUAUUGGCAGCUGAAACAGGAUGUGGUAAAACAAUUGCAUUUCUUUUACCUAUCAUUCAAAAUAUUAUAAACAGUGAACGGAAUGAACAGCUCAACGCUCCAAAAGCUGUUGUUUUGGUGCCAAACAGAGAAUUAGCUUUUCAGACAACUGAAUUUGCAAAUAUAUUAGGUGCGCCUUUUGGAAUUAAGGUUAAAACUGUAACUGGAGGAAGAACAAAAUAUAAUAUGAUGAAUCCACAAUUAAAUGAUGUAGACAUUAUAGUUGCAACACCAGGUGCUUUAAGUAAACUUUCUACUGUAGGCAUUUACAAAUUGAAUCAGGUUUUAUACUUUGUAUUAGAUGAAGCUGAUACACUCCUAGAUGAUGGCUUCAUAGACAGAGUAGAAGUAUUAAUUAAGAGAAUGUCGCAAGCACAAUUAAUAUUAGUGUCAGCCACAUUGCCUAGAAAAUUACCUGACAUUUUAGCACCGUAUGAAUCAAGAAUGGAACAGGUUGUAUCACCCAAUCUUCAUAUGCCCCUUUUACAUGUCAAACAAAAAUUUAUGAGAAUUACCAAAUCAGACAGACCUGCCCGUUUGUUACAACUUACUAAAUUUAACAAAGAGCCCAUGAUUAUAUUUACUAAUAAACAUCAAAAUUGUAAUUGGUUAGCUAUGUUUCUGAGAGAGAAUGGAAUCAGCUGUGCAAAUAUAAAUGGUGACAUGAAUUAUGCAAUUCGAAUAGAACAAUGGAAUAAAUUUAUUCGAGGAGAAACAAAUAUUUUAUCAGCUACAGAUGUAGGGUCAAGAGGAUUAAAUACAAUUCAAGUUAAACAUAUUUUAAAUUAUGAUUUUCCUAUAUACGCAGCUGACUAUCUUCAUAGGAUAGGUAGAGUGGGAAGAUUAGGUAGUCCUCAUGAUAGUAAAAUUACAAAUUUUAUAUGUUCCGAACCAGAAGUUAAUCUUGUCCAACAAAUUGAGCUUGCAAUACGGAGAAAUGUGCCUCUUACAAAUGUUGAUGGAAAUAUUACUAAAAUUGUACAUAAUAAUAUAUUGAGAAAAAUAAGACAAGGGCCCUAAGUAGUUAUAAAAUUAAAAUAAAUUAACUACCAUGCCU
This is a messenger RNA of Sitophilus oryzae (rice weevil), 1668 nucleotides long. RefSeq names its product probable ATP-dependent RNA helicase DDX28 (gene Dbp21E2). Lineage: Eukaryota; Metazoa; Arthropoda; Insecta; Coleoptera; Curculionidae. The record is from RefSeq and is a predicted model, not a curated record. The transcript is spliced from 7 exons. Bases 144 to 1631 code for a protein of 495 amino acids. Gene Ontology annotation, molecular function: nucleic acid binding; ATP binding.